Pseudomyrmex gracilis is the source of this 1756-nucleotide messenger RNA. RefSeq names its product 26S proteasome non-ATPase regulatory subunit 11 (gene Rpn6). NCBI's taxonomy places the organism in Eukaryota, Metazoa, Arthropoda, Insecta, Hymenoptera, Formicidae. Gene Ontology annotation, biological process: ubiquitin-dependent protein catabolic process. Gene Ontology annotation, molecular function: structural molecule activity. The transcript has 4 exons. The record is from RefSeq and is a predicted model, not a curated record. Gene Ontology annotation, cellular component: proteasome regulatory particle, lid subcomplex. Bases 62 to 1327 code for a protein of 421 amino acids.
CUCAUUCUCUUAUGGGCCAGGUUGCUCUCAGCUUUUCUCUGAGUACGAACAAUCACUCAAAAUGGCUGGUGCGAUGCUGUUCGAGAGAGCUCAGGCUGUUUCUGUGACAAAUCGGAGUGAAGGCAUCUCGCUGCUGAACGAGAUCGUCUCCGAUCCCAGCAUUGGCGACGAUGACGAGGACAACAUCCGCGUCAAGGAACAGGGUAUUCUGCACCUGGGCGAGCUUUACAAGAAGGAAGGCAAGGCGAAAGAACUGGCCGAGUUGAUCAAAGCCACGAGACCCUUUCUCAGUCUCAUUAGCAAAGCAAAAGCUGCUAAGCUUGUGCGAUCCUUAGUUGACUUCUUUCUGGAUCUGGAGGCUGGUAUUGGUAUUGAGGUGCAAUUGUGUAAAGAAUGCAUAGAAUGGGCCAAGGAAGAACGUAGAACAUUUUUAAGACAGUCUUUAGAAGCUCGCUUAAUAGCUCUCUACUUCGACACUGGUAUGUUUAGUGAAGCAUUGCAAUUGGGCUCUGCUCUUCUCAAAGAACUCAAAAAACUCGAUGACAAGCAGCUUUUGGUAGAAGUUCAGUUACUGGAAAGCAAGACAUAUCACGCAUUGAGCAAUUUAGCUAAGGCGAGAGCAGCGCUCACCAGUGCCAGAACAACUGCCAAUGCAAUUUACUGUCCACCCAAGAUGCAAGCUGCUCUAGACUUACAAUCGGGAAUACUGCACGCUGCAGAUGAACGAGAUUUCAAGACUGCUUAUUCUUACUUUUACGAGGCAUUUGAAGGAUACGACAGUGUUGAAAGUCCCAAGGCGUUGACGGCGCUCAAGUACAUGUUGUUGUCAAAAAUCAUGUUACGCACACCGGAGGACGUUCAGGCUAUCAUGUCGGGUAAAUUGGCGGUGAAAUACGCGGGAUUGGAUCUGGACGCUAUGCGGGCUGUAGCGGAGGCUAGCCAUCGGCGGUCGCUAGCGGACUUUCAAAAGGCGGUUAAACAAUAUCGACAAGAAUUGGAAGACGACGUGAUCGUACGCGCGCAUCUCGGUUCUCUCUAUGACGCGAUGUUGGAACAAAAUCUGUGCCGUUUAGUCGAACCUUACUCCCGAGUGCAGGUAAGUCACAUCGCCUCGUGCAUAUCCCUGCCGUUGGCUCAAGUAGAAAAGAAACUAUCGCAAAUGAUUCUGGACAAGAAGCUGCGAGGAGUUCUCGACCAAGGGGAAGGUGUUCUGAUCGUCUUCGAGGACACGCCGCGCGACAAAACUUACGAAAUCGCAUUAGACACGAUACACAGCAUGGGAAAGGUUGUCGAUACACUUUACCAGAAAGCCAAGAAGCUCACCUAGCCCUGUUUAAUAUAUAUUUAUACAAAGAAAAAUCUAUCGCAAUUAUUAUAAUAAUAUUAUUAUUAUAAUUAGUUAUUCUCAUUAAAUACUGUCGAUUAACUGUGUUUCUUUUUGUAAUUAACAAUUGGACGAUGAUAUAAGCGCCGCGAUAAAAGGCUGACUCGCCCCUUUAUCGAUGCGUUUUUUACGUAGAAAAAACAAAAAAAAAACUCGCUUUUAUCGCUCUAGUAUAUUAGGCGUUGUUUAAAAAUUACAAGAUAAUUACAAAGUGAUCGAUCAUCCAGCUUCGAGACUCUCGAAUCCUUUUUAAAUUAAUCUGUUUUCUUAACAAAUUUGUUUUUCGUUAAACGCUCUUCGAGAAGGUGAAGAAAAAAUAAUUUGUCAUGAUGUCGAAAAACAUUGAAAUAUAAAAAACAGUGAGAGAAUUUA